UGCCACACACAAAUUCAACCCAUAGAUAAGGUGCCCUUUUCUCCCAAUUUUCUCUAUUCAUAAACCACCCUUUUCUCAAUUCAAGAAACCCUUUUCCUCUAUUUAACCCCCCUCUGUUUUGUGGCAGCUAUACCUUCCAAUUAAAACAAAACCAAAUUGCAUCUUUGACAUAUGUGGACUUUUUGGAUCCACUAAAAAUCCCGUAUAUCUAUUCAAGAUUACAGUUUUUUGCAACCCAACAAACUUCCAACUUGCCUCUUUUAUUUUCGAACUCAUUUGCACCUCCCAUAUUGCAUUGUUGUUGUUCAAGAAUCAAGAUUAUGGCUUUUUGCCAGAUGGGUGUGUGGUUUUAUUCAAAUUAGUGCUGUUUCUGAGUUGGGUUUUUAAUUUUAUUGAAUAAAGUUUUGAUCUUGGGGGUGUUUAGGAUGAUGAUGCCGGCUACAUGCCAUAAUCUUGAAUUUGGUAGGAUUAAGUUUGCUGAUUUUGGUGCUUGUGGGUGUUCUUUUAGUGCUUCAUUCGACCGGUUUCGGUCGAGGAAUUACGCUAGGAAAGUGAUUAGGAGUGUGAAUAGGGGUGGGGGUGGUGGUGGUAGGAGAUUGAUAUGUUGCAGGGGUGAUGAGAAAGUUGCAAAGUGUAGAGUGUUUUCUACUGAAGCUCCUGAGACUUUGCUCAAUGAGGAUGCGCCCGGGCCUCCACCGGUGUUAAGUGUGAAGAAAGAAUCGAAAGCUGAUUUGUUCGAAGUUGUUUCGGAUGACCUUCUGACAUUGAACAAGAAUCUACAGUCUAUUGUUGGUGCAGAAAAUCCGGUUUUAAUGUCUGCUGCUGAGCAGAUAUUUAGUGCCGGUGGGAAGAGAAUGAGACCAGCCUUGGUUUUCUUAGUGUCAAGAGCCACAUUAGCGCUUACAGGUUUAGAGGAACUCACACGAGAGCAUAGGCGCUUGGCAGAGAUCAUUGAAAUGAUUCAUACGGCAAGCUUAAUUCAUGAUGAUGUGUUGGACGAAAGUGACAUGAGAAGAGGCAAAGAAACUGUCCAUCAGCUAUACGGUACACGAGUGGCUGUUCUAGCUGGUGAUUUCAUGUUUGCACAAUCAUCAUGGUACCUUGCGAAUCUUGAAAACCUUGAGGUCAUAAAGCUUAUUAGCCAGGUUAUUAAAGAUUUUGCUAGCGGAGAAAUUAAGCAAGCUUCGAGUUUGUUCGACUGCGAUGUUGAACUCGACGAAUAUCUGAUCAAAAGCUACUACAAAACAGCUUCACUAAUCGCUGCUAGCACAAAAGGCGCAGCAAUCUUUAGCAGGGUCGACAGUGACAUCAGCGAGCAAAUGUACCAAUACGGCAAGAAUCUCGGUCUAUCAUUCCAGGUAGUCGACGACAUAUUGGAUUUUACACAGUCAGCAGAGCAGUUAGGAAAGCCAGCUGGCAGUGACCUGGCGAAAGGAAACCUAACCGCACCAGUGAUAUUUGCUCUCGAAAAAGAGCCGAAGCUGAGGGAGAUAAUCGAGUCGGAGUUUUGUGAAACGGGUUCGUUAAACGAAGCUAUUGAGCUUGUGAUGAAAAGUGGGGGGAUUGAAAGAGCCCGAGUUCUUGCUAAACAGAAAGCUGACGAGGCGAUUCAGUGCCUGCAAUGCCUUCCGCAGAGCGCGUUUCAGUUGGCCCUCGAGGGUAUGGUCAAAUUCAAUCUUGAGCGUAUUGACUAGAUUGUGUGGUUCGAGAUUAUGCAUUGAUUGGUUGCGGUUGAAGCUGUCAAGAAACACACUUGUUUUUUUGGGGGUUUUAAGUUGUUAUAGGAAAUUCAUACAUCUGGAAGAAAGGAAAUAAACAUUCAUAGGUAUUGUUGUAUACUAAAUAUAUAUAUUCUUUGAAAAUGAUCAUAAUUGUAAGUUGUCAUUUUCUUGGUUUUAUGGAACUAUUUCAUAUGCUCAA
Molecule: messenger RNA, 1920 nt
Organism: Helianthus annuus (common sunflower)
Lineage: Eukaryota; Viridiplantae; Streptophyta; Magnoliopsida; Asterales; Asteraceae
Product: solanesyl diphosphate synthase 1, chloroplastic
Exons: 6
Coding region: 426-1694 (422 amino acids)
Biological process (GO): isoprenoid biosynthetic process; plastoquinone biosynthetic process
Cellular component (GO): chloroplast
Molecular function (GO): prenyltransferase activity
Source: RefSeq, a predicted model, not a curated record